GGGUGAAAGAGAAUCUGAAUCGUUCCGCACAUCACUGAUUGUAAAAGCCGGAGCGCAGAGCGCGAGAGUCCUGGAACAAAGGCGCGCGGUCGUGAGGGAUCUGAAAAGGGAAUACAGGAGGAAGAGAGUGAUGAGGAUGAGGAUGGUCUGAUCACCAUCCUGUGUCCUGCGUUGUAAUUUAACGGUACACAUACGAUACGGUGCGGUGCGGUGUGGUUCGGGUGACGGGCAAAGGCUCGUGCUGAAGCAGAUGGAGCAGAGCGGGAUGCAGAGGUGUGUGAGGGUGUGAGUGUGUGAGUGUGAGUGAGCGCUGAAGACCAGGAGCUUACUGAACAUCAGGAGGCUGGAGGCUGAGCUGAACACUGCGGGAUUUCCUCAGGAUUAUCUUCACCGGUCGGACCGGCUGCAGCGCGCAGGUAUGGUCUGUGACACACACCGCAGCAGAAACAGAAGCAGCAGCAGCAGCAGCAGCAGCGGUACUAUCAUGAGAGGAAGUGUGUGCAUCAUCGUCGUUUUCCUCAGCUUCACAUGCCAUGUUAGUCUCUCGCAGGCCACCACCGCAACGCCGAAUGAAGCAGAGUUGAACGACAACAUCACAGUUUUCACUCGGAUCCUUGACAGACUGCUGGAUGGCUAUGAUAAUAGACUGCGUCCUGGUCUGGGAGAAAAGGUGACCGAGAUCAAGACCAACAUCUUUGUCACCAGUUUCGGACCCGUGUCUGAUACGGAGAUGGAGUACACCAUCGACGUGUUUUUCCGUCAGAGUUGGAAGGAUGAACGCUUGCGCUUCAAAGGGCCCAUGGGGAUGCUCCCUCUGAACAACCUGCUGGCCAGCAACAUCUGGACUCCUGACACCUUCUUCUUGAACGGCAAGAAAUCCAUCGCUCACAACAUGACCACGCCGAACAAGCUGCUGAGGCUGCAGGACGACGGCACGCUGCUUUACACCAUGAGACUGACCAUAUCAGCAGAGUGUCCGAUGCAACUGGAGGACUUCCCUAUGGACGCUCAUGCCUGUCCUCUGAAGUUCGGGAGCUAUGCCUACCCGAUCUCAGAGGUCGUGUACAAGUGGACCCAAGGUCCAGCCAAGUCUGUAGUGGUGGCAGAAGACGGCUCUCGACUCAACCAGUACCAUCUGAUUGGCCAGACAGCUGGCACUGAGGACAUCAACACAAGCAGAGGCCUCUACACAGUGAUGAUGGCCCACUUCUACCUGAAGAGAAAGAUCGGAUACUUUGUCAUCCAGACCUACAUGCCGUGCUUCAUGACCGUCAUCCUGUCUCAGGUCUCCUUCUGGCUGAAUCGGGAGUCGGUCCCUGCCAGGACGGUGUUCGGCGUGACCACGGUGUUAACCAUGACCACACUGAGCAUCAGUGCCAGAAACUCUCUUCCCAAAGUAGCCUAUGCUACAGCCAUGGACUGGUUCAUCGCCGUGUGCUACGCCUUCGUCUUCUCUGCCCUCAUCGAGUUUGCAACCGUUAACUACUUCACCAAACGCAGCUGGGCCUGGGAUGGCAAAAAAGCCAUGGAAGCACAACAGCCCAAAAAAAAAGACCCGCUGGCUCUGUCCAAGAAACCCAACAACACCUGCUCCACUGGCAUGAACUUCACCGCCAACAUCACCAAAGACUCGGCCAUCUCCACCAUCUCCAACAGCACCGCCGUCCAGAUGAAGAGCUCCGAGAGCAAGUCCACGCCCGACCCCAAAAAAACCUACAACAGCGUAAGCAAGAUCGACAAGAUGUCUCGGAUAGUGUUCCCUGUCCUCUUUGGCACCUUCAACCUGGUCUACUGGGCCACGUACCUCAACAGGGAACCGGUGAUUAAAGGAGCCGUUUCACCAACAUAAAAAGUUCUGCAUUCCUUCUUUAUUUUAUAUGCCUUUUUCUUGCCAUUCUUAACAAACUGGAACACAAAGCCCCCCUUCACCAUUCCAGUCCCCUCAUCAUCAUCAUCAUCAUCAUCACACCUCUCCUGCACUUCCCUCUCUUCUGUUUGAUUUGGGUUUGAUUUGGGUUCUCAGAGAUUGCAUGAUCAGUUCAAAGCUCUGCAGGAACACGUCUUAUUGCCAUGUCUGCCUUGACUUUGACUUUCUACUGUAUUUGAAUCUUCUAUUAGAAUUCCAGAGAAGAUGGUUGCAUUUCCCUUACAAACCUUUACCUAGUCUGCACCUCGAGGGUUCUCAUCACCAUGGAGACCUUUAAAACUUUGAAAUACAAAGAAAAACAUGCAUUUGGCAUCUACAUUGGAUUAGUGAUCUUUUACAGUGCUUUGCAUAAGUAUUCACCCCCCAUUAGCCUCUUCCCCCAAAAGACACAAUUUAAUUGAUAGCGUGAAAACCUGGAUCUGAAAUGGUGAUUCUUAAUCAGACGUCAGUCUGGGCUCCGAACCAUCAAACACUUUCUCCGAUGCAACUCAGACUCGCCAUCCUGUAACUUUCAGUUAUAAGAUGAAGCUCCGCCCCAAGUCUCCAGUCUCUUGAGGCUAGAACAGGUUUAAUUCCUUAGAAAUGUUCACCUCCAUGCACCUCUUGUCUUCACUGGUUUUCUGGUCCCUCAUGAUGAAAGACCAUGAACCAGAGAACAUUAUGCUACCUCCACUACACUUUACAGCAUAAAGCUGUACGGGCCUUGCUGAAGGUCCCAGCUGUGAAAAUUGGGUGGUGCUGAGUUCUGAACUCACAACUCCUGAUCAGUAGUCCAACCACUUCCCACAGUAAGGAUGAUGUUCUCAGGUGGGAAACACGAUGUGUAAUGGCCAUCUCUACAGGGUUGUUGGUUUACACAGGAUGGUAAACAAAUAUAUCUUUCCAGAAUGUUCUGGAUUUGUUUGGAUGGAUGCAUGAUAUUCUUGAUGCUGUUUGUUUCGGUAUAUUCUCUUUAAGACCGGCUUCUCCAAGGAACCGGUGGAUUUAUAAUGAGAACAAUUUAUUACAUUACACUGGACUCCAUUUCCAAAAUUGACAUAAUUUCUGAUGGGAUCUGACCACACCAAGACAGAUGUAGGGCCUUUACAAUCAUGAGGAUGGGGAGUGAAUAUUUCUGCUUUAAUAUUUCUAUUGUUAUUAUUUUGUCGGCACUUUUGUGUUAUUUGUGACAUCAAAUCCCAUCAAGUUCCACAUCUUAAAGCAGUCAGGGGGUGAAUACUUAUGCAAUGCACUGUACUAUUCAACAUCAGAAAGUCAGCAAUGCCAAAUGCUAUGCAACAAGAACUUUUUUAUUCUAUUAUUCUAUUGGUAUUGAAACGCUUCUAUUGAAAAAUCUCGCUUUUGUAUGAAUGAGCUGGAAGCUUGCGGUGUUUAAGUUGUCGCUUGAGCAUUUGAGAGCCGUGAGGCAGAGCUGAACAAUAGCCAUGCUAAAAGUGUUGCCUUCUUUCAGAGCAAAAAAAAAAAAUAGAGAGUGUGAGAGAGAGAGAGAGAGAGAGAGAGAGAGAGAGAGAGAGAGAGAGAGAAAUCGCUUUUUAAUGCAACUCUGGAGUUUAUUUGUUAUAUAGAGCUUGAAGCCAUUUUGAAGUAUUGAGGCUGAACCUUUGCAUUGCGCCAUCUAGUGGCAGCUUUUAUAACUUUUGCUCUUUAAUACUCGCAGUAUGUGGAGUAAAGGAGGUCGGGUUGCAGUUAUGACUUUCAGAAUCUCUUGUAUAUAGGCUGCGUGUGCUUUCGCUUUAACGUGCUGCCGAGCUAAAGUGCAGCUAAAGGAACACAUUUCUUUCCUCACCACAUCCUCUCGUCACUCCUCUUUGUGUGUAGCUUCGCUUCGACAUACUGUAAUCUUUUUUACAUGCUAAUGAAAUCAAACGCUUUGUUCUAAACUUAUUUAUGGUUAAGAUGUUCGCUGCGGUGCAGAACGCACACGGCUUCUCACAAGCUAGCGUUUUAUAGUGUUUGUUGUUAUGUUGGUUGAUCUAAAGGCUUUCGGGGUUUUUCUUUUCCUCUGUUCUGCCAUGAAAACGAGUCGACGCCAGUUUCCAUCGCUUUAGAAAGGACGAAUGAACAGAUCUUUGUUGUUUAGAGUAAACAAAGUACAUACUCCAGAGUUCAGAACUGACCCUGAGACUGAAGAAGUGAAGAACAGAGAGAGAGAGAGAGAGAGAGAGAGAGAGAGAGAGAGAGAAGUAAUGAGAAGAGUAGAGUUAUGUAAAAAAAAGUACAAAGAGACAGAGAGAGACUGAGAGAGACAGAGAGAAACAGAGAGAGAGAGAGA
This is a messenger RNA of Tachysurus fulvidraco (yellow catfish), 4199 nucleotides long. RefSeq names its product gamma-aminobutyric acid type A receptor subunit alpha5 (gene gabra5). Gene Ontology annotation, cellular component: dendrite membrane; synapse; postsynapse. Gene Ontology annotation, biological process: synaptic transmission, GABAergic; nervous system process; monoatomic ion transmembrane transport. The record is from RefSeq and is a predicted model, not a curated record. Gene Ontology annotation, molecular function: GABA-A receptor activity; benzodiazepine receptor activity; GABA-gated chloride ion channel activity. Lineage: Eukaryota; Metazoa; Chordata; Actinopteri; Siluriformes; Bagridae. Bases 419 to 1849 code for a protein of 476 amino acids. The transcript has 10 exons.